CCCGGGCCUCCGCGCGCCCGGCGCCCGCCAGCUGUGUGCACUCAGGUGCGGGCACCUUCCGGCCGCAACAGUCCCGAGUGCCCGCCGCCGUUGGACCGUCAGCUUUGUCUGGAGCUGGUCGGUUAUGGUUGGAACUUUCCCUGCCCUUCGUUGACUGAGUGAACCAGCCAGAAAUACAUUCCCAGGAAAUGGCCUCUAAAUCUUGGCUGAAUUUUUUAGUCUUCCUCUGUGGAUCAGCAAUAGGGUUUUUUUUAUGUUCUCAACUCUUGAGUAUUUUGUUGCGAGAAGAGGCUGCCAUUCAGCCUAACAUGCUUCACAAUGACCCUCAUGCAAGGCAUUCAGAUGACAAUGGACACAGUCACCUCAAAGGACAGAUGAACUUCAAUGCAGAUUCCAGCCAACAUAAAGAUGAGAACAUAGACGUUGCUGAGAACCUCUAUCAGAAAGUUAAAAUUCUUUGUUGGGUUAUGACAAGUCCUCAAAAUCUAGAGAAAAAGGCCAAACAUGUCAAAGCUACGUGGGCCCAGCGUUGUAAUAAAGUGUUAUUUAUGAGUUCGGAAGAAAAUCAAGACUUCCCUACUGUGGGAUUGAAAACCAAAGAAGGCAGAGAGCAACUAUAUUGGAAAACAAUUAAAGCUUUCCAGUAUGUACAUGACCAUUAUUUAGAAGAUGCUGACUGGUUUAUGAAAGCAGAUGACGACACAUACGUCAUUGUGGACAACCUGAGAUGGCUUCUAUCAAAGUAUAACCCUGAACAACCCAUUUACUUUGGGCGAAGAUUUAAGCCCUAUGUGAAGCAGGGAUACAUGAGCGGAGGAGCGGGCUAUGUCCUAAGCAAGGAAGCCUUGAGAAGAUUUGUUAAUGCAUUUAAAACAGAAAAGUGUACACAUAGUUCCUCCAUCGAAGACUUAGCUCUGGGAAGGUGCAUGGAAAUUAUAAAUGUAGAAGCUGGAGAUUCCAGAGAUACCAUUGGGAAAGAAACCUUCCAUCCAUUUGUACCAGAACACCACUUAAUCAAAGGUUAUCUACCAAAAACAUUUUGGUACUGGAAUUACAACUAUUAUCCUCCCAUAGAGGGUCCUGGAUGCUGUUCUGAUAUUGCAGUUUCUUUUCACUAUGUUGAUGGGACAACUAUGUAUGAAUUAGAAUACCUCGUUUAUCAUCUUCGUCCAUAUGGUUAUUUAUAUAGAUAUCAACCUGCCUUACCUGAGAAUAUACUGAAAGAAAUUAAUCAAGUAAACAGAAAGGAAGAUACAAAAAUAAAAUUAGGCAACCCCUGAAAGCAGAACAUAAGUGGUCUACAUUGCACUGAAGGACUCUUGCCUUUCUACGGAACCCUGAAAUCCCAGUGAGGAACUCACCUGAAGUGAACAUUCCAUAUAGAAAUCUUUCAAAUGGAUGACUAUAAACUGAAGCAUUUAAAGAGCUGUGAAGUUUGCUAAAACGUGUUUUGAUACAGUAAUAUAUAAAUAUAAAUAAAUAUAUAUGAAGAAUUUGUGUUUUUAAAUGGUGACAGAAGAGCUAGAAAGACUCUGUUUCUGACUGUUCCCAACAGUGUAUGUUGUUAUCACUACAGUUGGAGUGGUUAGUUUAUAAUCACCUUCUGCACCACACCAGUUAGAACACAAUGCUGAACAGAUCUGCCUUAAAGAAAGAAAGAAAGAACUGUUGCUCAGUGUUGUUUCUCAGCUGAUAUGUGUAUGCUACAAACCAGCCUUCCAGUUGCCGAAUGAAAACUUUCCUGUGAUUAUAUUAUUUAUAAUUGGCAGUGUUUCCUCAAGAAGAAUAAGAAGGGCACUUACCCCAAAGUGCAGUAAUUAACCACAUUUCCAAUUAUUCCGAGCCUUGACUCCAUUAGAUACUUAGUUCUAAAGAUAAUCAACCCGAUACCAAGUCCCCAUUGUCCCCUUUCCAAAUGUUUGACCCUGAAUACCAUUUUUCACUAUUAAUGCUAAUUUACUCAAAGCAUUGGCAGCAUUCUGUAAAUCAUGCAUUUUCAAAUAUGUUGUUCCCCGAUUCACCCAUUGUUAAUUGUAGGUAACAAUUAAAUUUAAUGCUGUUUGGA
Mus musculus (house mouse) is the source of this 2065-nucleotide messenger RNA. RefSeq names its product core 1 synthase, glycoprotein-N-acetylgalactosamine 3-beta-galactosyltransferase, 1 (gene C1galt1). The transcript is spliced from 4 exons. Gene Ontology annotation, biological process: kidney development; angiogenesis. Gene Ontology annotation, cellular component: membrane. Lineage: Eukaryota; Metazoa; Chordata; Mammalia; Rodentia; Muridae. Bases 189 to 1280 code for a protein of 363 amino acids. The record is from RefSeq and is marked validated. Gene Ontology annotation, molecular function: glycosyltransferase activity; N-acetylgalactosaminide beta-1,3-galactosyltransferase activity.